Messenger RNA from Nanorana parkeri, 698 nucleotides. Its product is annotated as tctex1 domain-containing protein 1-like. Gene Ontology annotation, molecular function: dynein intermediate chain binding. Gene Ontology annotation, cellular component: cytoplasm; cytoplasmic dynein complex. NCBI's taxonomy places the organism in Eukaryota, Metazoa, Chordata, Amphibia, Anura, Dicroglossidae. Gene Ontology annotation, biological process: microtubule-based movement. The record is from RefSeq and is a predicted model, not a curated record. The transcript has 2 exons. Bases 95 to 673 code for a protein of 192 amino acids.
AGGUUUAUUUACUUCUUUGCUGAAGCCUGGAAUAAGAGCAGACAGAUCUGCAGAAGCUGAGGGGAGCAGAGACACAAGAACCAUCAAGUGACAGAUGGAAGCAACUCAUGAAAAUGAGAUAAGACGAUUGAUUUGUCCAAAGCCAAAGCAGCGGCAGAAGAAGAAUGAAAGUGACGGGAUGAGAUCUCUUUCAGAGACACCCAUGCUUCUUGGUUCCCAGCGGUUUCAAGACCAAGGCCUGAGACGUAAAGCUGUUUCUCAGGAUAACAUUAAAGUAAGAAGCCAUUCUCGACCCAAUGCCAUGGAAAGCAAACCUAAUGAUCCAGACCUUGAGCUACACCCUCAGCCCAGUCGAUGCUUUUCGGCAGAAGAAGCAUUACGCGUCAUCAAGUCCAUCUUGGAUGCAGAGCUGAAGGACUGUGCUUAUGAUGCCACCACAAGCCAACACAGAGCAAUGGAGCUUGCUGAGUUAGUAAAGACAGCAGUGAGAGAUCUUGGAUAUGAGCGGUACAAACUUGUCUGCUUUGUUGUAAUGGGUCCAGUAUCACAAGGCACUAUAUACUGUUGCAGCAGAAGUUUAUGGAGUCCAAAUUCAGACACAUCCGCAGAAUAUCUGUUCCAGAAUCAUUCUCUGUUUGCACUAUGCGUGGUGUAUGCUGGAUACUAUGAAUGACAACUUCUAUUGGACUAGGGUAUGG